Molecule: messenger RNA, 1149 nt
Organism: Adineta steineri
Lineage: Eukaryota; Metazoa; Rotifera; Eurotatoria; Adinetida; Adinetidae
Source: the annotation of a GenBank genome assembly
AUGUAUGCUCCUUUACCAGCUGCCCGUAAUCGACGAGCUGGCUUCGCAGCCGGCGCUCCAAUUUUGGCUAUAUGUUGCCUUGGAUUUAUUCUUUUUUUGAUUGCUGCAACGAUUGUUCUUGCAUUGAUACCUGUAUAUCUAUCAAAAAGAAGUGGUGGCAGCUCAAGCUCAACUACUCCACGUUAUCAAUUUGUUCUGACGCCUAAUCCAGCAGCUAAACGCCAAACGAGUUAUACUCCACCCGCUGGAAGCACAUUGGAUACUGCAUCACUCGCUAGCAUUGAUUCAGAACUAGCAAGAGUUUUAAAAAUAUCAGCUGAUGCAAUUUUAAUUGAGUAUGGUAUAGUUGCUAGUGAUGGUACUUCAAAAGUCUAUUGUCCAUUGGAAUUUAAUAAACAAAAAUGUAGCAAAUGUGGAAACAAUGGAUUCCUUGAAAGUAUUCAGUCUUUUGCAAUUACACCUACUAUUUUCGGUCAUCCAGUUUCAUAUGCUGUAGUUUUAAUUUUGAAUAGUAAUAAUAUUCCAACAACUUCAACUGCUGCACCUGGAAGCAGCGGAUCUGGAAGCAGUGGAACAGGAAGUAGUGGAACUGGAAGCAGUGGUACUGGAAGCAGUGGUACUGGAAGUAGUGGAACUGGUAGUAGUGGAACUGGAAGCAGUGGAACUGGAACCACUGCAGCUCCAGGUACAACUGCUUCAAGUUUGUCAUUGAGUUUUCCAGCUGACAACUUACCUGAUGGCGACGUGGAUAAAGCCUCAUACGGUCCCAUUGGUAGCUCGGUAGCAAAGAGUCUUGGUAUACCAGACGGCAGUGUUGUUAUUGACAGUGCAACAGUUACAGACAGCAAAAGACGUAGACGACGUGGUUUUGGUCUUAUGCGUGAACGUCGUGCCUCACACCAUCAUCUUCUGCUUUUCUUCCAUUUUCUUCUAAGCUUAUGUCCAAUGUGUGGUGAUCCUUCAUUUCUUAGCAACGUAGAAGCUACCCCAAUCACAAUCUCGGUCGCAAUUAUCGUCGGUGGUGUUACGGUUACAGUUUCAUCUAGUGCUACUGUAGCUCCAAGCAGUACCGUUUCGGCAACUACUCCAAUAUCGGGGGCUGCAACUACUGUAACAAUGGCUGGAGCAACUGCAAAAGUUGUUGGUUAA